AUGAACGCACCAAAUCGCAGUGACUCGUACCUGCUUCCUGAGGGCGCCCAAAAAGUUACGUAUGAGAAGGAUACAAAGAUUUCGAACGCUGGAAAGUUUACUAUCCUGCGUGAGGAUCACACUAUGGGCAAUCUAAUCCGCAUGCAGUUGCUGCGCGACCCAAACGUGACAUUUAGCGGCUACCGCCAUCCGCAUCCACUUAUCCAUGACAUCAUCGUGCGCGUGCAGACAAAUGACGCCUCAUCACCUGUGGAAGCACUAGCUAACUCCCUCGAUGACCUCAGCACCGAGUUUGAUGAAAUCGCACAGAAAUUUCGCCGCCUCACAGGCAACACAAAAGAUCACAGUUCCUUUAGUUAG
Plasmopara halstedii is the source of this 360-nucleotide messenger RNA. RefSeq names its product dna-directed rna polymerase ii subunit j. Gene Ontology annotation, cellular component: RNA polymerase II, core complex. Lineage: Eukaryota; Oomycota; Peronosporomycetes; Peronosporales; Peronosporaceae. The coding region runs from base 1 to 360 and encodes 119 amino acids. The transcript has 2 exons. Gene Ontology annotation, molecular function: protein dimerization activity; DNA binding. Gene Ontology annotation, biological process: transcription by RNA polymerase II. The record is from RefSeq and is a predicted model, not a curated record.